Messenger RNA from Hibiscus syriacus, 1033 nucleotides. Its product is annotated as peroxidase 64-like. The record is from RefSeq and is a predicted model, not a curated record. Gene Ontology annotation, biological process: response to oxidative stress; hydrogen peroxide catabolic process. Gene Ontology annotation, cellular component: plasmodesma; plant-type cell wall. Gene Ontology annotation, molecular function: peroxidase activity; heme binding. The transcript is spliced from 4 exons. Bases 40 to 996 code for a protein of 318 amino acids. NCBI's taxonomy places the organism in Eukaryota, Viridiplantae, Streptophyta, Magnoliopsida, Malvales, Malvaceae.
UCUGCAAAUUUAAUCGUUAAUUCCACAAUUUGUUUCAACAUGGCAGCCGUGGUUGCAGUACUAGCUUUCGUCUUUCUCUCUAUGUUUCCAAUUUCAUCUCAUGUCAGAGCACUGAGCUCGAACUACUAUGACCACUCCUGUCCUCACCUCGAGUCCAUUGUUGGGAGUGCUGUGAAGAAAGCGGUGUCGAGUGACAAAACCGUUCCAGCUGCGCUACUUCGAAUGCACUUCCACGAUUGCUUCAUCAGAGGCUGCGAUGCUUCGGUGUUGCUGAACUCCAAAGACAAAAACAAGGCAGAGAAAGAUGGACCUCCUAACAUUUCUUUGCACGCAUUUUAUGUCAUCGACGAGGCAAAGAAGGCUUUGGAAGCUUCAUGCCCCGGCAUCGUUUCUUGUGCUGAUAUCUUGGCCCUGGCUGCCAGGGAUGCAGUUGCUCUGUCGGGCGGUCCAACGUGGGAUGUGCCUAAAGGAAGGAAGGAUGGAAGAAUUUCCUUGGCAACUGAGACUAGACAGUUACCAGCUCCCACAUUCAAUAUCUCCCAGCUACAACAGAACUUUGCUCAGAGAGGUCUCUCCAUUGAAGAUCUAGUUGCUCUCUCAGGUGGUCACACACUGGGAUUCUCCCACUGUUCUUCAUUCCAAAACAGGAUCCACAAUUUCAAUGCCACCCUCGAUGUCGACCCAACGAUGCAACUGUCUUUCGAGGCCAGGUUAAGGAGCGUGUGUCCCGCACAUAACAAGGUAAAAAAUGCAGGGUCACCGCUGGAUUCUACCAACUUCGUAUUUGACAACGCAUACUACAAGUUGCUUCUCCAGGGGAAGAGCAUCUUCUCUUCGGAUCAAGCUUUACUCACUUCCCCAAAAACCAAAACAUUGGUUUCGAAAUUUGCGAGCUCCCAAAAGGCUUUUGAGAAGGCUUUCGUUGAUUCCAUGAUCAAAAUGAGUAGCCUCACCGGUGGCCAAGAGAUCAGGCUAGACUGCAGAGUCGUUGGGUGAUUUUGAAGUAUGAAUUGCCUUCCGUCGAAGUGGACGG